CGCUCCGCCCCCGGAGUCACUUCAGAAGAGGAGGAAGAGGAAGAGAUGGCCGAAGAUAUAGAAGACUUAGAUCACUAUGAGAUGAAGGAAGAAGAGCCUAUUAAUGGCAGAAAGUCAGAGGAUGAAGGAAUUGAAAAAGAAAACUUGGCCAUAUUAGAGAAGAUUAGGAAGAGUCAAAGGCAAGACCAUUUAAAUGGUGCAGUGUCUGGGUCAGUGCAAGCUUCAGACAGACUCAUGAAAGAGCUCGGGGACAUAUACAGAUCACAGAGUUACAAGACAGGGAUUUAUUCAGUGGAACUGAUAAAUGACAGUUUAUAUGACUGGCAUGUUAAACUGCAGACGGUUGACCCUGAUAGUCCUUUGCACAGUGAUCUUCAGAUCUUAAAAGAAAAAGAAGGCAUAGAAUAUAUUUUGCUUAACUUCUCUUUUAAGGACAACUUUCCGUUCGAUCCUCCGUUUGUCCGAGUGGUGUUACCUGUUCUCUCAGGAGGGUAUGUGUUGGGUGGAGGAGCAUUGUGUAUGGAACUUCUCACAAAACAGGGCUGGAGCAGUGCCUACUCGAUAGAAUCGGUCAUCAUGCAAAUAAAUGCCACCUUAGUCAAAGGCAAAGCCAGAGUGCAGUUUGGAGCAAAUAAGAAUCAGUAUAAUCUAGCAAGAGCCCAACAAUCCUAUAAUUCCAUUGUACAGAUACAUGAGAAAAAUGGCUGGUACACCCCUCCAAAGGAAGAUGGCUAAAUAUGUUGACUGUCAACAUGUGUGGACCAAUGUUGCUUUAAAGAAAAUCUUUCCAACAUGCAGACACAGCUUUGAGUGCCCCAUAACAGCAGUACUGAAGACGUUAGCUAAUAGAUAUUUUAGUGGAUAAUCUGUCAACUGACAUCCAGUAUAAGUUACAGCCUUCUCAUUUUGCUCAUUUUAGAUAUCCUGGACUGAGCAGAGGGGCCUUUCCUAUAUUUCUCCUGAUAAAUACACAUACUGGCCACUCCUUAUCUCUUUUUCUUAAAGUGAAAUCUUUUAGGCAUACAGGGCAGCACCAGGUUACUGAACAGUUGUGACUUUAUGGUAACUUUCCUAUUUUGAGCCCAUGGAUUAUGAGAAUUUGCAAUAUGUUGUUAUAUUUAGAGCCAAUAAAAGUUUAAUCAAUGUUCAGUAUUGGUUUAGAAAAUUUUAGGUCCUCUAAACCAGAUACCUUUGUCACGUCUAAAACCAUUUUAUGAUACUGCCAAAAUGACAA
Molecule: messenger RNA, 1234 nt
Organism: Lepus europaeus (European hare)
Lineage: Eukaryota; Metazoa; Chordata; Mammalia; Lagomorpha; Leporidae
Product: ubiquitin-conjugating enzyme E2 Q2-like
Exons: 1
Source: RefSeq, a predicted model, not a curated record